This is a messenger RNA of Serpula lacrymans var. lacrymans S7.9, 360 nucleotides long. RefSeq lists its product as uncharacterized. The annotation marks the transcript as partial. The record is from RefSeq and is a predicted model, not a curated record. The transcript has 2 exons. NCBI's taxonomy places the organism in Eukaryota, Fungi, Basidiomycota, Agaricomycetes, Boletales, Serpulaceae.
UGCUCCAAGUACAUCUAGCUGUUCUGAACCAAGCCCUGUACUUUUCGUCAAACCCGACGAAGCGCGCAGAACUGUAAGAAUACGGGCGUGCAACUCACUCUUUCGCCCGGUUUCGAUAUGACCUCUCCUUUAGAUAUGACGGCGAGGGGUCGGGAGUUCUUCAUGAGCAUCGUAGUGGCUCCAGGAGUACCUGGCCCGGAACAAAGCUUCGAGGAGCUGCGGGUUCAGGAUUAUCUAAAAGCCUAUACGACAACAGGAAGACCACCCGUCCCAUGCCCACAAGAACCCACCACAGAGAGUUCACGGACCGCUUUGGGCCUUCCUCGAUUAUUUCAGCCCAUCCCAGUUGAAGCUGUGGGA